Molecule: messenger RNA, 666 nt
Organism: Acanthochromis polyacanthus (spiny chromis)
Lineage: Eukaryota; Metazoa; Chordata; Actinopteri; Pomacentridae
Product: histone H3
Exons: 2
Coding region: 10-528 (172 amino acids)
Cellular component (GO): nucleosome
Molecular function (GO): structural constituent of chromatin; DNA binding; protein heterodimerization activity
Source: RefSeq, a predicted model, not a curated record
CCGAGAAAGAUGCCAGAACCAGCGAAGUCUGCGCCUAAGAAGGGCUCCAAGAAAGCGGUGACCAAGAGCGCCGGGAAGGGCGGCAAGAAGAGGAAGAGAACCAGGAAGGAGAUCACAAUGGCAAGAACCAAGCAGACAGCCCGCAAAUCUACUGGAGGAAAAGCCCCAAGGAAGCAGCUGGCCACCAAGGCUGCCCGUAAGAGCGCCCCGGCCACCGGCGGCGUCAAGAAGCCUCACCGUUACAGGCCCGGUACUGUGGCUCUGAGAGAGAUCCGUCGCUACCAGAAAUCCACGGAGCUGCUCAUCCGCAAGCUGCCCUUCCAGCGCCUGGUCAGAGAGAUCGCUCAGGACUUCAAGACCGACCUGCGCUUCCAGAGCUCGGCUGUCAUGGCUCUGCAGGAGGCCAGCGAGGCUUACCUGGUCGGCCUCUUCGAGGACACCAACCUGUGCGCCAUCCACGCCAAGAGGGUCACCAUCAUGCCCAAAGACAUACAGCUGGCCCGCCGCAUCCGUGGAGAGAGAGCUUAGACCCGCACCAACUUUACACCCAACACAACGGCUCUUUUAAGAGCCACACAUACUCACUUUGAGAGCUCACCCACAUAAUGGUGUGUUCAUUUCUUCAAUAACUCCUUUAUAAAUGAAUGCAAUGUGAAAACAUCAAGU